GGACGACGUGAGUCUCCUCUCGCCGCAGCUUCAGUCGUUGAAGUAGCAAUUGACACUCAGUGAAAUUUUUCUACUCAAUUUUCUAUUCAGUGAUUGGUAAACUGGACGAUCAUCAUCAUCAUCAUGUCACGAACUGUGAAGUUUCUUGUUGUUUUGGUGUUCCUUUUUAUGGGGAUUCAGGCGGUUGUUGGGCUGAAGCUGAAGUUCCUAAAUGUGGUAUUUCGUCAUGGAGAUAGGACUCCACUGGAAAGCGGUACCGAAGUAUUUCCCACUAAUCCGUAUGUAAAUGAGACCUUCGCCCCUUAUGGUCACGGACAAUUGACCAACCAAGGAAAGCAACGCGUAUACGACUUUGGUCGCUACGUUCGCCAGCAAUACAGUGAAUUCCUGGGAGAUAUAUAUCAUCCAGAAAUGAUCCGUGCCCGUAGUUCUGAUAAAGACAGAACUAAGAUGUCUCUACAAUUAGCGAUGGCAGGAGCUUUUCCUCCAUCGCCUGGGCAGCAAUGGAAUCCAAGCUUACAUUGGCAGCCAGUUGUCACGAAUUACAUGCCCCGUCCCGAUGUUCUUGUGAUGCCCAUCGAGUGCCCGCAGUUUGCAGCAGAGUUGCAGAAAACGCUGCAACUCCCGGAAAUCCGAGAAAAGGAGGCGCAGUACAGCGAAUUGAUGAGAAAUCUUACAGAGUGGACGGGCAAAUCAAUAGUCGAUACAAAGAAUGUUGCUGGUAUUUACUCCAGCCUGAAAGCGUUGUAUUUCAUGGGACUUGAACUUCCUGAAUGGACGGAGGGAAUCUUCCCUGAGGGCUUGCUAUCCGAUGCCGCCGUUUUUCAUUUCCGCAUAGGCAGCUAUACGAAAAGACUAAAAACGCUGAAUGGAGGAAUCAUGUUGAAGAACUUCACUGACACUAUGUCAUCUGUAAUCAGCGGAGAAGAGCCUGAUCUCAAAAUGAAUUUCUUCGGAGGUCAUGACUAUAAUAUUGUUUCAUUCCUGGAGAUUUUUGAUUAUAAUGAACCUCACGGAGCUCAAUAUUCGAGCGCUAUUUUUGUUGAAUUGCUGGAAGAUGAUGAUCAUAAACAUUACGUCAAGGUAUAUUACUACAAAGGAAUUCCAGCGGACCGAGUACCGGUGAAUAUCCCCGGUUGUGGUGAAGUGUGCCCUUUCGAUGAAUUCAUUAAAUUGUUCAGAGACAUUUUUCCUACUCAGGAAGAUAUAAUAUGCCCAAAAGAUAAAAUAGCGAAAAUUUUUUGAAAAUGUUUUUGAGUGUAUUUUAAUUCUUGUACAGAUAAUGAAAUGGAU
Molecule: messenger RNA, 1293 nt
Organism: Diachasma alloeum
Lineage: Eukaryota; Metazoa; Arthropoda; Insecta; Hymenoptera; Braconidae
Product: venom acid phosphatase Acph-1
Exons: 6
Coding region: 124-1245 (373 amino acids)
Biological process (GO): dephosphorylation
Molecular function (GO): phosphatase activity
Source: RefSeq, a predicted model, not a curated record